Ictidomys tridecemlineatus (thirteen-lined ground squirrel) is the source of this 1704-nucleotide messenger RNA. RefSeq names its product chromosome 2 C5orf52 homolog (gene C2H5orf52). Lineage: Eukaryota; Metazoa; Chordata; Mammalia; Rodentia; Sciuridae. The record is from RefSeq and is a predicted model, not a curated record.
CGCCCCACCGCGUGUUUCCCGGGCAACGCACAAACCUCUGCUGGCCGCGUCUGCCUUGGGUCUCACUCAGUAUCUGCGCAAGCGUAGCAAUCAUGGUUUCCAUUCCGGCGUCGUUCCCCUCCAGUGUCGAGGACGAGACCGCACGGCCGACUAGGCCCUCGGUUACUUGGGAUCUGGAUUUGUACAAGGAUUACAAGUCUUCCUCCAAAGCGACCGCCAGUUCCGGCGCCACUGGGAACUUGGAUUUACGGCGCGACCAGCACGGCGACCGCCAAGAAACCGGCCACGGGGUCCAGCCGAAAGUCUACUUCCUUCGACCACGAACCUCACAGCCAUCGGUGUUCUUCAGUUUAAUGGAUUCCAGUGAAGCAGCAUUGAGCAAAUUUUUACCCAAGAGCCACUUAUCUCGAGUGAUUAUUCGUGACAACCUCAGUGUACAACGAAUCUAUGAGACAGAGAUAAGAGCUUCAGACAAGACCAAGAAAAAGAUGAGCCAUUUGUACGACCAUCUGAAAAAAAAGUUUUUGACAGAUCAACUCAGAAAGCUGGGGCGCUGGAGACAGGAAUCCAUGAACAUCCAGCAGUACUUGGAUAAAAUCCGGACGCACAAGGUCCAGUCUUGCAAGAAAAGCCAUCCACCCUAAUUAUGGCAGAAUGAUCUGACCCAGGGUCACAACACUAGUCAUGACCAGAGAAGAACUAGAAGCUAGCCAGCCUACAUCAUCAUUGAACAAUAAACCGAGACCAGCAGACAGCAGAGCACCAAAAAAUCCCUCAGCAAUUCUAAUAUUCUUUGUCCUACCCAUCCUCUCUAUUCUGGUGAAAGAGAUCCUGACAGUCCUGAUUCAGAGGCUGAAUCAAGCCAGUCUCCAUGAUUCAGGCAAAGAUUGACUUUUCAGUGCCCCUAUUUCUUUUUCUUCCUUCUUUCCCUGCACUGGGAAUUGAACCCAGGGAAUUACACGUUAAGUAUGCAUUCCAUUACUGAGCUAACACCAGUACCCACAUUUCUAAAGUGAUAUAUCCUACCAAGGUGUUUGGGAAAUGGAAACUUAGAUGGGAAUGACUAUGACUAUGACUCAAUAAUGCCACUGCCUGGCAUUCCAGUGGUGAGAACUUCAGAUUGGGGCAUCAGAGAGUGCUAUUUCCGCCACUUAUCACUCAUGCAACCUUGUAACCUCCAUGGGCCUAUUUCCUUAUCUGAAAGAAUCAGGUUAUAGAAAGGGAACCUGCCUCCAAGAACUGGCAUGAGGCCGUCAAGUGCUUGGCCCUAGACCUAUCAUUUCCAAUGGCUACCAUCAGAAUGGCCCCAGUUAGCUUAUAGCCUUGGGGGUUCCCACUCCCUUUUCUGCUUGCUAUCGUGACUACAUCCUGAUAGUGUCCAAUCUGGUUCCUGUAGCAGCUUCUUUCUGUCUUGUGUAGUAGCUGUUUGGGUGUUUGUGAUAAUCCCUGACUUGAGUGUACACUCUGGGAACCAAGGACCUUCCAAGAUUCAGUUCAAGCCUUAUUUCUUCUUUGAUGCUUUUCCUCGCUGGCCCUAGAAGGAAAGGCUGCUUCUUCCUGGCCCUUGGUGUGUCCACUCUCAUCUCUGCACAGUUUUGUUGGUCAUUACUUGUUUGCACAGUCUCCCUGAGCAGGUUGCAAAUGUUUUGAUGAUAGCAGUACUGACACCACAAUGACUAGUAAAUGGAGUGGUCAUUCACUGUG